AAAGCCAUUCCGGUAUCUGAUUCGUUUCUCGAUUAAGUACGAGAUAGACUCGUUGACUGGCGAGCGGUAGUCGGCAUAAAGCCCGAAAAAGCUGCACAGGGCAGUCGUCGUCGCUGUUCCUCGCUACAACUUUCGUGUCUUCCCAGUAGCUCUCCCUACUUAGCGAUGCCGGCUGUGGACAUAGCUUCUUCCUCCUCACCAGUGGAGACGGACGAGGCUGGCAAGACGAUGGUGGCUGUGGGCGGCAUGCAGAACAUGGCGUGGGCGUCGGACACGUCCAAGUUUGGUUUCAAAAUGCUGGUCAAGAUGGGCUGGUCGGCUGGAAAGGGUGUGGGUAAGGACCUGCAGGGUCAGGCCACACACGUCAAGAUCGCACGCCGCUCGGAGAAUUUAGGCGUGGGCUGCAGCCUCAAGCAGGCGGAAGUGCAGGGCUGGUCCCAGACGGCGGGUGGUUUUGCAGAUGUGCUCAAGACGCUCAACAAGUCAUACGGCAACAAGUCUAACUCGGAUGCGGAUAGCUCCGAUGAGGGCUCCAGCAGCAGCAGCAGCAGCAGCAGCAGCAAAAAGGUUAAGAAGAGCAAGAAGGAGAAGAAGGAGAAGAAGGCGAAGAAAGAGAAGAAAGCUAAGAAGGAUAGAAAGUCGAAGAAGAGCAAAAAAUCCGGCGGCGAUAAAGCUACGGUCUCGCGACGACUACACUAUCGCAAGCGCCAGUCCAACAAGGACGCCAAAAACUACGGCGCCGCCGAGAUGGCAGCCAUCCUGGGCGUUGCGUCCUCGACCUACAAGCCAGCUGCCGAUGAGUAGACCAUCAUUCGCCGAGUUCUUCCAGCGCAGUCCACGCGCAUGUGUUAAUGACUAUUUAGAGCCUUGGGGCCAAUACAUAGCAAGCUUCCCUUGACAUGUUCAGUCUCCAUCCUCCUUGACAAGCAGCAUGUUGGUCUUGUGCUCCGGCUUCGAAAACGCAUAUCCCUUUCUCUCUUGCAAUCAGUACUUUAUCUGUUUGAUAUUACCUGUAUAAUCAGAUACCCUUAAUAUAUAAUUGGAGCUUAGGCCUG
This is a messenger RNA of Phytophthora nicotianae INRA-310, 1055 nucleotides long. RefSeq lists its product as hypothetical. The coding region runs from base 166 to 804 and encodes 212 amino acids. NCBI's taxonomy places the organism in Eukaryota, Oomycota, Peronosporomycetes, Peronosporales, Peronosporaceae. The record is from RefSeq and is a predicted model, not a curated record. The transcript has a single exon. Gene Ontology annotation, molecular function: nucleic acid binding.